AUGAUGUGGAUUGCAAAGUACGAAGUGCUUGCUGGAAGUAGACGAGCCAAAGUUAAAAGAUAUUUUCACACUCAGAUGGAAAGGGACGUGGCUCGAGUAGCACUUUUGCCAAGCGUUGCAUCCGUAUCGGAAGACUUCUUGGGAAGUGAGCUGAGAGUGAUUUGUGUUUCCGCAACGGCAGCCAAAACUGCUGUUGAGAAGGCAUGUAAGGCGCCUGUUUCAUUGAAGGGAGAAGUAGUAAUUUUCAGUUUGUAG
This is a messenger RNA of Gongylonema pulchrum, 255 nucleotides long. The record is from the annotation of a GenBank genome assembly. NCBI's taxonomy places the organism in Eukaryota, Metazoa, Nematoda, Chromadorea, Rhabditida, Gongylonematidae.